This is a messenger RNA of Ceratina calcarata, 8132 nucleotides long. RefSeq names its product pleckstrin homology domain-containing family G member 5. The record is from RefSeq and is a predicted model, not a curated record. Gene Ontology annotation, cellular component: endocytic vesicle; plasma membrane; axon. The coding region runs from base 4086 to 7052 and encodes 988 amino acids. NCBI's taxonomy places the organism in Eukaryota, Metazoa, Arthropoda, Insecta, Hymenoptera, Apidae. Gene Ontology annotation, biological process: Rho protein signal transduction; endothelial cell migration. The transcript has 19 exons. Gene Ontology annotation, molecular function: guanyl-nucleotide exchange factor activity.
GAUUCUUCGUAAAAUCUCGAGUGAAUAGCACGAGCGUUAACAUCCACUUAGUCGCCGCAUCAACGGCCGAAGAGAAGAAAAUAUCGCGUAAUUAAAUAUCCGCGUAGCCUCUAUUGCGCUUCGUCCUGCGGUGCGGGGACCUCUCGCUAUUUCUCUGCAUUUUCGAAAGCGAGUCGAACGUGCCGCGCGACAGGUCGCGUUAAGUGAGAAAGAUGAGGUCCGCACCCGUGGACGAAAGUAGAAUCUACAGUCGGAAAGGAAUCCACGAUCGGCGAGAGGGCGAAACUAUGUUGUUCGCUUUCUAAUAUACUUUGCCUCCUCUAUUUUCCUGACCUCGCGAGUCUCGCCCACACGUGAGAACGAGGUGUCGAACACUGGUACGCACUUACGUUUUCCUCUCCACCCGCUAAGUUUUUCACUUUUUUCCCUUAAUUCGACGCCCUUUGUCCUGUCUCACGACUACGGAGUGUUCGGAGUCGAAAGUUUUUAGCAAAAAUAGGAAUCGUUAUCCUGUUCUCGCUGGGGAAAUUGUUCGGUAAAAGCUUUCGUUACUCGAUGCGCUUUAAGUAUGACGAUAACAAGGUAGAGGGGGUUUUAAUAAGCCAGCCUCGGUGGCGGAGGUAGUUUUUGAAAAAUCGUUGCCAGACGCAGCCCGAGUAGAGAUUAAGUCGGUUCUUUCCCGGAGAUGGUGGUCCCUUCAACCCUGACAUUUAAUGAGUGAAAUAUGGAAAGCCCAAGAUCUUGCUUAGCAAUUUUGCAAUGCAGAUUAUGUAUCGAUUUCAAAGGGCAAGAUACUCCAGGGUUUCUCUAUAUCGUAACUUCGCGACGUUUCAUAAAUUUAACAAUUCGCAAGCUCUCUUCUGUCCAUAUUCAUAGUUCUCGCACUCUUGAAACACCAAUUAAACAAACGAGAAAAAAGGCUUUCCAAUUAAGACAAAAACAGCUCGUCUUUUCCAAAAAUGAAAAAGAGAACACAUCCCGCGCGCCUUAAUUAAGGGAACUUCAAUUAAAAUAGCUAGGAGAACCUUCCACAAGCUUCAGUCCAGCAAUUAACAUAACUUCUUUCCAACGUUCGUGUAUUCGCAAACGAACCGCGAACCCUUUUGCCCGGAACGUUUAGAAAAUAUGAAGAGGGAAGCUCCUCCGAAAGUUUUAGUCGCCAGCAGCCGAGACGAAACUCCGAAAAUAUCCUCCCCGCGUAUCUUUUCUCUCACCCCCUGAAAAACAUCGUCCUGGGCGACCUUUACCCUCGACACGCAGCCAAUUUCUGCGUCUCCUCCGUCUAGAUCCGAGGAGGAGGAGGGGGACGGUAAGAGUUGACAAGAAGAAACAGUCGCACGUGCGGGAAGAACGAAGGGAGAAAGAGAACCGAAGCAGACGAUGGUAGGGGUGGAAGCGAGGAUGGGGGUGGCGUUCGGUGUCCGCGCAGUUUCGAGCCUCCCCCGUCGGCGGUGAAGAGAAUCGGCAUUGGGGGUGGGUCGAGUUCGAAAUGACGGGGAACGGAUUUUCCCUCUAGUAGAACGCGCGACCUCAGUCCGGUAAGAUCGACGCCGCCCUCGCCCCCGAGACGACACCAGAAACGGUGAUAGAAAACCGACGAACGAACGAACGAACGCGACCACGAUUCCGCUUCGGGCUGUAACAGCUAGGCUUUCACAUCCUCUUCCUCGAUUGCCAAUAAAUAAUCCAACAUACGAAGGUCGUCGUACGGGUUCAUCAAAGAGGAAAAGGAAUCGACAUUCUCUGUUUUCCUCGUCGUAUCGUAAUUCUCUUGAUCUCUUAUAAAUAAUACGAAGUAUCCGAGAGGCUGGUGAAGACCGUUACGUGAAGAACAAAUUUAUUCACGUAUAAGAGUUUAGUAAGACCUAAGCAAACCGAGUCAUAUACGAAAAAGUAUAUAGUGGAAAAGCAGAAGAGGGGCUCUCGUUGUCACCCGAGAUGAGAAGAAAACGCAUGAAAAAGAUCGGGGAAGCAACGCGGCAAAGGGACGCGUAGGAUGCCGGAGUAGCUGGCGAUAGGGAAAAGGGAGACCGGGACAUCGACGAGGGGGAGACUCUCCCUGGACGGAAAUUUCGAUUGAAACAGAGACAUCCGAAUAAUCGAUUUUAUGUAGGGGAUCCUGCUGUAACUUCGCGGCGUCGCAUCGAUGGAAGUCGAAGAUGCCAGACAACGCAAACUGCCACGCGUCGCCCAUGAAAGAUAACGUCGUCGCCGGUCCGACAAAUCCGUAAAGGUGGGAACGAUGUUGGAACAACGGAUCAACGGUGAUGAGUGAGCGGAAACGAAGAUACGAGAACAAUUAGGAUGAAGUACGAAUGAAACGACGAGAUUCUACAACGUACUGUUAGAACUUUAUUGAAGCGAACGGUCGCCAUUUCCCGCUGGAAACAAUCGACCUUCAAUUCGACAGGAAUUAGGAACGGUCGAAAAGAUUGGAAACUUCCCGAAGUCAUUUCAAAAGGGAACAAAGCGAAUAACGUUUGCUGCUCGUGAUUCGUUUAAGUCGCGAUUCCGAAAAAGAGACUCCAAGAGCUAUACUCAAAGUUUCUCGCGUAGAAACUUCGUGGGGGACCCGUGGAGAGAGAAGGUUCAUUGAGAUCCGUAGCAACGGUCGGUCGAACAAUCGAACUUGCGAGCGAUACCGCUACGGGUGUCGACGAGCUUUCGGAACUUGAAAGGAAGUGGAGUGGCAGAGAAUGAGAACUCAGCGAAAGACGUUCCCGUUGAAUUGGACGAUCUGAACCGUGACGUCGCGACCGAAUCGACCAUCUGGACGUCUCCGAUGCAAUCGCCAACGCGACGAACACGACGUAUCUAGAAAGCAUUGUGCUCGGCAGCCAAUAUCAGCGGAUAUUCAGAAGGUUCGCGGACUAUUUCUCGAUGACGGGAGAAGGUUCGAACAGCGUUGCGAAGCGAGGCAGCCAUUAGGCAAAUGGAGUCGUCGCAUCGAAAGACGUAUUUCGUGUGUCCUCGAGCGGAAAGUCAAUUUUUGACCGGAUGACGUGGCUAAUACAACGUUGAAACGUGACCCACCGUGAGAUCAACUUGCGACUCGCGUGUAACGACUGUAGAUUUCUGACCGUAACGAGUAACGGCGAUUCAAAGAAGCCUGAAGGACGACUUUCGCCGACAGUGAAAUCCUGCUUCCUUGAAAUUCUCCAGGAUUUAUGUGACCGGGAAUCGCUCACAGUCCACCCACGAGAGUUACCGAAGACAAUAAGAAAUCGAAUUUCCGUGGCGCGGUUGCUAACCGGGUAGAAAAGUCUGAUUAAAAUUCACCUCCGAGAAUCUGCAUCGACUGCUCCAAUUACACGCCAAUAACUUAAGGGACUUGAACUCGCCUCGCGGUGAAAUUGAUAUUCAGGGCGGCGAACUUUGGCAACACUUUCGACGUUUUGUCACUCAGCCGAACGACCGACGUUAACGAUCUCACAGCUGAGAAUCUACUGGAACAAAUUUCCAAAUUCAGUGAACUCAGUUUCCUAUCUCCUAUCUAAAGAUCUCAGUACACGAGGACGCAGUUUAACGGACGUCGUUAAGAAUAUCUAAAUUCCACGACGUCUGUCGACUUAUCGAUCAUCAACAUAAACUGGAGGAUCAAGGAGGUCCUCUAUUACCUCGGGCAGCUGGGCCAGAGCCUGGAAACUCGGAAAGAGAGAGGGGACGACCCUCGUGAAGAGGAACCGAAGCAGCAGAAGUGCGGCAGUGGUAGUUUUCGUCAGCUAGUGCGACGGUUGAGUAUCAGUAGCGGAAUUGGACGCUACACGAUUGGUUCGUUCGGUGAGGGUGGGACGACUGGGCCUAGCGGUGGCGGAUCAGUGGACAGGGUCACCGGCGGUCUGGGCACGGAGUCCGUAAACGGUUGCCCGGUGGCGGGUCCUGUGGGUCCGAGCGGCACGGUGUCCGCAUCGACCGGCGUCGGCGGUCGUGCUGGUAUCUUAAGCCGGCGGUCGAGCCGCGACUUAAGCCCGUCGAAGUCGUUCGAGGGACAGGAUGCGCCCACCCACGGGGGCGGGGGUGGUGCCGGUGCCGGGAGCACAUCCGGUUCUGGCGCAACCGGUUCCGGACAGGAUUGGCGAAGGCUAAUGGGUAGCAUCAGACGGAAAGUACGCCGAAAGACAGGGCAGGCCAGCUCGAGCGAGGCUGCGCUGCACGAGACCAACCGCAAUCAGGAUGAUUUUCUCAAGGCCACCAUGAGAAUAUUCCUGGUGGUGUCGCCACCGAUGGGCCGCGUUCAGGUGCGUUCGAGGUCGUUGACCCAGUUGGACGCUCUGGGCAGCAGAAUGCUGGAUACGGGGGAACACCAUUUGGAGGGUGCUCCCUCGCCGCCGCAGCCUCAGCAUCUUCAUCAUCACUACCAACCUCAGCAGCUACUGCACCACCCCCAAAAUGUCGAAAGUAAUCCGCGUUUCCUUGUGCCGACCGCACCGUCGAUCGACAGUGCCCAUCAGAACCGUACCAGACACAAGCUUUCGCGGUCACAGGUAUCCAGCAGCGAGUAUUUCAGCGUCAGUUUCGACUUGUCCGAUGACUUCGGCGCCCUGGACCGUGAUGAGUUUCUGCCUGCUGCUAAGGGUGCUUCUUUGGCGGACGUGCUUAACGCGGCUUGCGAAAGACGGGGGAUCGAUAUGUCACGAAUCGAGGUGUUUGAUGGCUUCUCGACACCAUUGCCGAUCCUCACGACCGAUACCGCGAGCCUCGGUGGGAAGCACUUGCGAAUAACAGUUAAGGACAACGACAAAUCGAACUCGAAAUCGCCGAGCCAGAAGGGUAGCCAAUGUGUCGCACUGAGGAAAACAGGCGGGAGCUACCGAACUCGCAGCGGUCGUUUCUUUAGCGUUUCGACGGAGGACUCGAGCGUCGACUCCGAGGUCGGUAGCAGCAACACGCUUACGUCUGGCCGGAGCUCCGUUGGAGCUGCGGGGUUCAAGGCCAGCAAACAGCGUUGGAGCGGGUUCUUCAUGAAUACGAAAGGUACCAAGCUCGACUCGCUCACUGCACAGCUUGACGAAUACGAUAAACACGGCGUGCCGAAGCUAACGGACGGACAAUUACCUUACGAGCUCACCCUUAACGAGGACGGCUUGUACAAUCUCGAAGAGGACUGGCGUGAAAUCGUACAGAACUCGGAUCAAUUGCCAGAAAAGCAGCAGCAGCAGCAGACUGCUUUAUGGGAACUAGCCCAGACAGAAGUGGCUUAUAUUAAGACUCUAAAAGUCGUUACUGACCUCUUCAUGGCAUGCCUCUGCAGCCUGCAAUCCUCGAAUAUCCUGAACGAGGUCGACAGAACAAAACUGUUCAGCAACAUCCCUGAAAUCUACGCCGCGAACCGGUACUUCUGGACGGAGUACGUUCUAUCGAUGAUAAAUUCUUCGAGAACCACUAACCAACCCCUCGAUCCCGGUCAUCUUCUGCAAGGUUUCGAGACCUUCGAGCAAACGUUCGCGCCUUACACCAGAUAUUGCUCGGAGCAGAGCAAAUGCCAACAAUACUGCAGGGACCGACUUAACGAUAAUCAACUCUUCACGGUCUAUCUGGUGUGGUGCGAAACUCAGAAAGAUUGCAACCGAUUGAAAUUGCUCGACAUAUUGGUGAAACCUAUGCAGAGACUGACAAAAUAUUCGCUCCUCUUGAAGGCUAUUCACAAGAACACGGAGAACGAAGAGCAGCGAGCGGAAUUGACACACAUGAUCAAAUCCGUGGACGACUUUGUAGCUUCGGUAAACGCUGCUUUAAGGAGGAGCGAAGAGACGGCACGGUUAGCCAGCGCCGCGUGUCGAAUAGAGAAUUACGACGUGGUCGAGUCUAAGGACGAAGAAUUAGAGAAACUAAUUAGGCAUUACAGCACGUUCGACAUUACCACGGUUCCGAUACCGGGUUGUCCCAGGGACACGCUCAGAGUACUCCUUCGCGAAGGAGAUCUGAAGUUGAGAGACGCUGCCAGUAGUAAAACGGAGGUCCACGUACUAUUAUUAACGGACAUGCUAUUGAUUUGUAAACCGUCGACCAAGAAAGCCUCGUCCAGUGGUUCGGCUGGCACACUUGGCGGAGGUCUGAAGAUAAUAAGACAACCGUACGUAAUCGAUCGAAUUCGAAUACACGAAUUGAAGGAAUCAACCAGUUUGGGUUUGAUUUAUCUGAACGAAUACGGAGCGGUGUCAGGUGCUUUAGUUCUUAGCGCUGGUGAAUCAAAAUUAGCCAAGUCUUGGAUAGAAUCGAUAAAGAAAGCUCAGCAACAAUUCGCGUUAAUGAAAGUGCCACCGCUUGGUAGCACCAUGAACUUGAGUACGGUCAGUAGACAGCCGAGCACUUUCCUCAGUGACGUUGAAUACGAGCAGGAAGAAUACGAGGGCAUUGUGAAAACACCUCGAGGAAGCAGUAGAGCAUCGAGAGUAAGCAGUCUCGCGCACAGUAACAGUGGGAGCAUAGAGAUGGAAGGCGUCUCGCCGGGAAACAGUACCUUCCUGCCUAGUUACAAUGCGAGCAGAAAUGUAAGCGUUGAAACAAGCGAACCACCCCGAGCUUCGAGCGUAUCGUCGGAAGAAGGGGGUGAGAGUUCAGGACACAAUCACAGACCUUUACAAAUAAGUCCUAACAAAUUUGAUAAUAGACGAUAUCUGAUGAGUAAGUCACCGACGCCUAACACGCUGAGCGUUCAAGUGCCGGCAUACUCUAGUUUGGGCCAAUCGCUGCCAAACUUGACCCUAGCCACCUCGCCACAAACUUCGACCGUUUCUCCGACACCGCCAAAUUCGCUUCUAAUUGUACCCCAAAUAACAAAGAGCAAGGACACGUUGCUUUCACCAGGGCACCGAGGUAGUAUCUCGUACCCACCACCGUCGCCCCCGAGAGGGGCACUGAGAAGAGCGUUUGCUAUUCCUCAGUCACGAAACCCACCUCUCGUUAAAACGAGACACAUAAGCACGUCUGUGACGCAAACGAUACAGCCUGCGAUGACUCUAGACACGGAUGCGAUCGAAGAGAGACGAAGAAGGUUGGAACCUUCGCACAGGAUGCCAUCGACUAGUAGCAUCGCGGAGGAAAAGAAAUGACGAGAGCUAACAUACAAGAGUAACCUGCCGAAACGAUAAAUUGCUACGGACCAUUUGUAUUUGAUGAGGGCGUACGGAUACAGCAUUUUGAGAAGAAAAGAAUGUAGAUUUCUGUUAUCUGUAUAAAAGUGCUGCACACACUUUCAUUCAGAUUCAGAAAAUGGUUUGGCAAAUACGUGAAAGGAUUCAACUUGAGUAAACGUCUCGUACUCCCUGUGCCUACGACACAACUCAAGCAAUUUUACAAUCGAUUGGGGCCAUUCGAAAUCAACGUGAAGUUUGUACCACGACCGUAUCGUCGUAACUAAUUUGAAUUCUAGCCGUGUAACUCCUAGAUCUCAUUUUGUAAUUAAUUCUUGGCACGGCGCUGGCUGACACGGCCAAGUUUAUCAAAUAUUAUUCUAGAUCAUUCAACUUUCUAAGCGACAAACAGAACAAAAAAGAAAGAGGCCUACUUAGUGUAAUCAAUAUCACGACUAUUUAUUGUGAUUUAAAUUUAGAUGACUACAAUAGUUGGAUAUAAAAUGCCUCUAGAGAAGCAAUUUUAAACGCGUUCAAAAUUCGUGAUAAUAAAUGACGUAAAAAAAAUAAAGAUACGAACAUUUAGAAGCGAAAAUUCACGCGUAGGGUAAACUCACACUUUAUGUAGAAAAAACAAAAAAUUUGAGAGUAAAUACGCUGUCCCUCGUAUAAACUUCGAUAAAAUAUACGAUUUACGAGUGUGGGAGAAAAAGCGUGACAUAAAAAAAGACACAUUUACUCUAAGUACAAAUUCGACUUCAUAAUAUUUUGUUCAUGAGACUGAACUGGAUAGACGGACUAUUCGAUGAAGACGUCACCUAACUAGAGACAACACACACACACACACACAUACACAGAAAGAAAACGAGAGCAAUGAUUUUAUACGAGCUCCUUUGCGUAAGGUUUCUUUCAACUCCCUUCCCUCAUCCCCCCAAAAAAUGUAUGCAGCUUGCAUUAAGCUUGAAAUGUUAAAUUACGAUUAAACAAGUAUUGAUUGUGCAUGUAUGUACGAUCGUUCACGAUUAAGCGACAAAAUAUAGUAUGUAAAUAAUUUAUUAA